CGUUAACUUCCUCGUUUCUGUUCCCCGCCGCCUUCUUUUCUUCUUAACUCAACAUUUCACUUCACUUUCUCUGCUUGAAGGUGAACUACAAAGGAGUUUCAGCACAUUGCUUUUUGGUAGUAUGACUAUUGUAUGGCUACCACACAAAUACUGAUGGAUGCUAAUCCAGAUAGCAAACCACUUUUCAGUGCAAAAGCUGCAAUUGACAAGGAGAAGUCAACUCCCUUGGAUAGCUUAGAUGGGAGGAGUUCAAGGUGCAUGAAUACGUGUGAGGAGACCAUCAAUAGCAUGGAGGUUCUGUUGCAUAAACAAAAUAAGGCUCCCAAGAGUCCUGAGGAUGUUGAGGUUGAUAUAAUUGGAUGCACAAAUAAUAAUGACACCAGAACAGUUAAAACUGAGGACCCAGAUGCAACUGAAUGUUCCAGUUCAUUUGCGAACACUACAUCUGAUACUGAGAAAUGUUCUGGAUUGAGUGAUGCUGAAGUGGAAUCCCAGUUCAUUGGUGGUGCUGCUUUUGCAUCUGCUUAUGGUGCAUUUAGUGGUGUGUUUCAUAUGAGGAAGAAAAAGUUGACAAGUCAUUGGAGGAGCUUCAUUCGGCCUCUUAUGUGGCGCUGCAAAUGGACAGAACUGAGAAUCAAAGAAAUUGAGUCUCAAGCACUAAAAUAUGCUAGAGAACUUUCAGCAUAUGAUCGGAGAAAAUUUUCAGGAAUUGAUCAAUCAACACUGGAAAGUUGUGGUUCAAAGUCAUUGCCGUUUUCCAGUCAGUGUUACCGUAAAAAGGCCAUAAAGCGAAGGAGACGAAAGAGAAUUGAAGAAACAACUGAUAUAGCAUCAUACAUGUCAUGUCAUAACUUAUUUUCCUAUCUUGAAAACAAGAAAACAAUUCCAGAUGGCACUUAUAUUGUCGAUGAUUUUGCCAACACAGCCUAUAGGGACCAACAUACUGAUUGCAACGAUAAAUUUGGCAUUAAUAAUGAUCAGUUGCUUUUGGAGUUCAGAGAUGGUAAUAAUCCCUUGGAGCAAGUCCUUCGGAAAAUUGAAAUUGUGCGUUCUAGGGUUCAAAAACUCAGGAGUCAACUUGAUCUGGUGAUGUCCAAAAAUGCUUCAAAAUUUUCUUCCUCGGAGAAUUUGAGCCUUCUUGCAGCUUGUGAUGCUCAGACCAGCUCUGCUCCCAGCCCUACAUUUUCAGCUGGCAAUGGAGAAACAAUAUCAGCUGGACCUGCAUAUAAUACAAAUCAGCAAAUUUCCGAAUAUGAUGUUGGAGAUCUGGUUAUGCCUGCAAGUGCAGCUUUUCAUGUUCCUGAUAUAAUUGAAAGCACUGUUGGAUUAUUGUCAUCUGCUGAUGUUACUUGCCAUCAGCCACAAAUUGGAGACUUGUGUGAAGAUAUUGUGGAAAAUGUUCUGAUGCAAAAUGAAGGAAAUGCUAGAGAUAAACAGAUUUUAAUGAGGACAAAUAGUCAAUCUAUAAAGCAACAUCAUCAACCAGAGAAAGGUGAAGAAGGAGAGAGCACCAAUCCUUGUCCUAUUCCAACAUCAGAACCUAAUCAUGCAACAAAAUACAUUGUCUCUCAGGAGCAAUCAACUCUGAGGUCAUGUCUAGCCUCAGAUAUCUGUUUCCCUAAGAGCAAAAGAAAGCGAGGGGAGCGUAAAGCCGGUUCUGGUGGUUGGAGCAGGAAACACUCAGGUGAGCCUGAUAGCCAAUGACUUCAUUUUUUAUGGGUCACUAAGCUUAGUAGGACCAACAUAUUUUUACUAGGUCACUCACAGAGGCACUGAAAAUAAAGUACCAUGGUCUUGAUGCUCUAGAUGUGUUCAACUGGAACUCCUAGACAUGGUUUUCAGAUCCAAUAAAUUGUAGUUCUGAUUAGCUGCCUUCGACCGGCAGUCUUCAUGAGGUCAAAAACCAAUCUGCAUUUCCAUGAUGAUGACAAUCGACUGUAAGCAAAAACUAGUUUCCUGAUGUCGUUUCUUCCAGUUCAGAUUUGCUGACACCAUGAGCUACUUCUCCAUCCCAAUGUAGCAAUGCAACCUUGAUUGAGAUGACUGAGUGAAGUUAAUUCAACAGGGUCUUGUCCACUUCCAACUGUUUAGUGGCUGAAACAAAUGAGCUCAUCAAAGCUGAAAAUCAUCGUAUGCCUGAAAUCUUGUUUAUGGUUAUAAAAGAAAUCAUUGUUGUGAACUUUGGAAUAUUUUCAGCUGCAUGAAUUUUAACUUUUGUUUAAACCCCUUAUUUUUAUGGGCAUAAUAACAUAAGUAUUCUGAAGGCAAGCAGUCAAUGGAGAAAAUUUGGCGAGAACUUGC
Messenger RNA from Durio zibethinus, 2301 nucleotides. Lineage: Eukaryota; Viridiplantae; Streptophyta; Magnoliopsida; Malvales; Malvaceae. The record is from RefSeq and is a predicted model, not a curated record.